This is a messenger RNA of Choloepus didactylus (southern two-toed sloth), 3024 nucleotides long. It is a transcript of the gene KIRREL2, whose product is annotated as kirre like nephrin family adhesion molecule 2. Gene Ontology annotation, cellular component: cell-cell junction. Gene Ontology annotation, molecular function: cell adhesion molecule binding. NCBI's taxonomy places the organism in Eukaryota, Metazoa, Chordata, Mammalia, Pilosa, Megalonychidae. The coding region runs from base 349 to 2457 and encodes 702 amino acids. The transcript has 15 exons. Gene Ontology annotation, biological process: cell-cell adhesion. The record is from RefSeq and is a predicted model, not a curated record.
UGGGCGGGAGCUGCCGCUAGGCCCCGCGUGCUGCGGGUCUGGGCCGCGGGAGUCUCUCAAUGGGAAGAGGGCGGGUCUCCCUGGGGGCGGGCCAGGGCGGGGCGAGCCGCAUCCACCCUCCCGAGGGCUCUCAGAGACCCAGAGCCAGGAACUGGCAGGCGGUUCCGAGCUUCGGAAGCUGUCAGCGAGCAGACGAGGGGAACUGCAGGCAAGCACUAGGAGAGCCUCUGGUCUGGGAGCAAGAGUCGCGCGGGAAGGGGGGCUUCGAGGUGUGCUGCCGAGGAAGGAGUUGGCUGGGAAGACGGUGCAAUAGCAAGUUUCCUAGAUCUUGGGCUACACACCCUCAGGAUGCUGCUCCGCAGUCUCCUCACCCUCCUGUUCUGCCUCAGAGCGUCUGCAGGCCCAUCGCCUCAUUUCCUGCAACAACCAGAGGACCUGGUGGUGCUGCUGGGGGAGGAGGCCCGGCUGCCCUGCGCCCUGGGGGCGUACCGGGGGCUGGUUCAGUGGACUAAGGAUGGGCUGGCUCUAGGGGGCGAAAGGGACCUGCCAGGAUGGCCCCGGUACUGGAUAUCAGGGGAUGCAGCCACCGGCCAGCACAACCUCCACAUUAGGCCUGUGGAGCUAGAGGAUGAAGCAUCCUAUGAAUGUCAGGCCACACAGGCAGGCCUCCGCUCACAACCCGCCCAAUUGCACGUGCUGGUGCCCCCAGAAGCCCCCCAGGUGCUGGGUGGCCCGACUGUUUCUCUAGUUGUUGGGGUUCCUGCAAACCUGACCUGUCAGAGCCGUGGGAAUGCCCACCCCACCCCUGAGCUACUGUGGUUCCAAGAUGGAGUCCGGUUGAAUGGGGCCACCUUUCACAAGACCAUGCUGAAGGACGGGACUGCUGGGCCAUUGGAGAGCACCAUAUACCUGACUCCUUCCAGCCACGAUGAUGGAGCCACCUUGGUCUGCCGAGCACGGAGCCAGGCCCUGCCAUUGGGGAGAGACACAGCUGUCACACUGAGCCUGCAGUACCCCCCAGUGGUGACUCUGUCUGCAGAACCACAGACUGUACAGGAGGGAGAAAAGGUUAUGUUCCUGUGCCGGGCCACGGCCCAGCCUCCUGUCACCGGCUACAGGUGGGCCAAGGGAGGCUCCCCGGUGCUCGGGGCCCGCGGGCCCAGGUUGGAGGUCGUGGCGGACGCCUCGUUCCUGACCGAGCCGGUGUCCUGCGAGGUCAGCAACGCCGUGGGUAGCGCCAACCGCAGCACCGCGCUGGACGUGCUGUUCGGGCCGAUUCUGCAGCGAAAGCCCGAGCCCGCGUCGGUGGACGUCGGGGAAGACGCCUCCUUCAGCUGUGCCUGGCGCGGAAACCCGCCCCCACGGGUGACCUGGACCCGCCGCGGGGGCGCGCACGUGCUGGGCUCGGGGCCCAUGCUGCGUCUUCGGUCGGUGGAGCCCGAGGAUGCAGGCGACUACGUGUGCAGGGCUGAGCCGGGGCUCUCGGGCCUGGGGGGCGGCGCUGCGGAGGCGAGGUUGACUGUGAAUGCACCCCCAGUAGUGACUGCUCUGCACUCUGCGCCCGCCUUCCUGAGGGGCCCCGCCCGCCUCCAGUGUCUAGUUUUCGCCUCCCCCGCCCCAGAAGCCGUGUUCUGGUCUUGGGACGACGGUUUCCUGGCGGCGGGGUCGCAGGGCCGGUUCCUGGUGGAGACGUUCCCGGCCCCGGAAGGCCGCGGGGGACUGGGCCCGGGUCUGAUCUCCGUUCUGCAUAUCGCCGGGACCCUGGAGUCCGAUUUUAGCCGCGGCUUCAACUGCAGUGCCCGGAACCGACUGGGCGAGGGAGGCACCCGGGUCAGCCUGGAUCGUAGAGACUUGCUGCCCACUUUGCGAAUUGUGGCCGGGGUGGCUGCGGUGGCCACGACGCUCCUUAUGGUCGUGACUGGGGUGGUCCUCUGCUGCUGGCGCCACAGCAAGGCCUCUUUCUCCAAGCAAAAAAACCUGGUGCGGAUCCCGGGCAGCAGUGACGGCUCCAGUUCGCGCGGCCCAGAGGAAGAGACGGGCAGCGGCGAGGACAGGGGCCCCAUUGUGCUUACGGACCACAGUGACCUGGGCCUGGAUGAGGAGGGGACUCUGGAGACCAAGGACCCAACCAAUGGCUACUACAAAGUCCGAGGGGUCAGCGUGAGCCUGAGUCUUGGCGAAGCCCCUGGAGGAGGCCUCUUCCUGCCAUCUGCCUCUCCUCUUGGACCCCCAGCGACUCCUACCUUCUAUGACUUCAGCCCCCACCUAGGCAUGGCUCCCCCUUGCAGACUUUAUAGAGCCCGGGCAGGUUAUCUCACCACACCCCAUCCUCGAGCUUUCACCAACUACAUCAAACCCACGUCCUUUGGACCCCCAGACCUAGCCCCCGGGACUCCCUCCUUCCCAUAUGCUGCCUUCCCCACACCCAGCCACCCACGUCUCCAGACUCAUGUGUGACACUUCUCUGAAGAGUCCUGGGAUCUUCAGCUUGCAUAAUGGAUUGUCUUGACUUCUGAGGAAGCAGAACAAGUUGGUGACCUUACUCCUCCAAAAUUGAACAUUGGGAGGAGGGAAUGAUCACAAUUGUCUGGGUCAUUGAUGUACAGUCAGUUCUGCCCAAAGGAAUGCCCUAAGAGGAAGCAAGAUGGUCAUCAUGCUCACCUGUUCCCCUGUGUAAGAGAUUCAAGAUGGCAGCUGAGUCCUUGGCAGAGGGCUGGAGCAGGGGAUGGUAGGAGUUAGGGGCAGGAAUGGAAGUUGUUCCCAGCCACGGAAAGAAGAUGACUUAUUUCAGGAUGACCACGGAAGAAAGAUAGCAUUGAGCAGACCAGGCCCCACCACUAUUCUGGCUCUCCCUUGAGGGGCAAUUUGCUUGGCCACCAUCUUGAUUCCUUCCACCUUCCUUUAAAGCCCAGAAGGAACUGGACACAAAGAGUGCCUAGGGUGAGAACUAUCUUGGGAAGUGAAUGGUUGUGGGAUGAAGGAGAAUCUGGGGAUGAGAGUAUUUAUGUUUAAUAAAAAAAAAGU